UCGCCCAGCAACCAUUCGUGGAGGAUCCAAGCUUCGUGAUUGAGGUAGAUAGAGAGGAGGCAGUCUAUAAAUACAAGACACCCAGAGCCCCAAUAGUUUCCUCGGAUCAUUUUUCCACUCAACACAACUCAUUUCACUUCUAAGACAUAGCUCCUUGCCCAUCUUCUUUGAGGCUUCGAUAUCCUCGCUGUUGACAACUUACAACAUGGCCGGUCUCCCGAUCAAAUCCAAUAGCAGUGUCAGGCAGACAUUCGCAUCUGCUGUCGACUUGAACCAAUGUUCAAUGCCGUCGUCACAGAGCUCGUCACUGCUGGCUCAGGGAUCUCAGUCGAUCCGUGCUACAAAGCCUUCUAUAACCAAAACUGUCAGCAGAUCCGGCAUUCCUCUAAUCGUCGAUCUCACCGAUGAUUCCGAUGGCAAAGAGAGAGAUAGCAACAUCAAACAAGAUGUCGACAGUACAUCUGUCAGCACCCUAAGUCAAGUCCCAACCUUCAAACGAGAGGAUAGCCAAGAGAAAGAGGUUACAAAGCUCCUGGAUAUCACCGACAUUCCGAUGUUCAAUAAUGAUUGGCGGCCCAGAUUGUGCCUCCAGGAUAUCGACCAGGUUUGCCGCAAGAUCUUAGACCUCCACAAGAGGGUAGUAUCUUUAGAACAGCAUAGACGUGGCUCGAAUCCUACAGAGCCAAGCCGGACUCCGCAAUCAAGGACACCGCAACGGAUCAAACGAGCGGGACGCGAGGGACCGAAGCCAUGCUCAAUCACAGACAUGAAAAAUCACGAUAUCAAUUCAAGCAUCAAAGCAGAACACAACAUCGUCUCCCGCGGCUCAAGAGAGGACAGAAAGAUACCGUUCAAGACUCAAACGCGCUCUGACAUCUAUCUUGUUUCACGCAUGUAUCAAUUUUGCAAAGAAGGAGAUGAAGAAGGAAAGGAAGGAGAAGGCUGGCGAAAGCAUCGACUCAAGUGGAAUCGGGAAACGAAGCUCUAUGAAAGCGAAGUAUAUGGAGCUACACGAAUUUGCAUCGAUGUAUUUUCCCAGGACGUGAGGACUGAGACGAUCCUGUAGUUAAAGAGAAUACUUCCAACUCGGUCGAGUCGCCGAGCAUUAUCUACGCGUACAAAUCUGUACAUACGCAUCUCCGGUGAUACCUAAGGAUAUGUUAAUGAGAACUUCUAUUGUUUCGGAAUUUCCUCGAAUGAAAGGGAGACAUCAAAGUUUGGUCUGGAGAAAGUAUGAGGGGGUCUUUGUAGUAAAGCCAUUCCAUGGUUGAUGGUACAAGCCUUG
Molecule: messenger RNA, 1285 nt
Organism: Colletotrichum godetiae
Lineage: Eukaryota; Fungi; Ascomycota; Sordariomycetes; Glomerellales; Glomerellaceae
Exons: 1
Coding region: 206-1066 (286 amino acids)
Source: RefSeq, a predicted model, not a curated record